Molecule: messenger RNA, 4655 nt
Organism: Condylura cristata (star-nosed mole)
Lineage: Eukaryota; Metazoa; Chordata; Mammalia; Eulipotyphla; Talpidae
Gene: RPS6KA5
Product: ribosomal protein S6 kinase, 90kDa, polypeptide 5
Exons: 16
Coding region: 131-2293 (720 amino acids)
Biological process (GO): intracellular signal transduction; regulation of DNA-templated transcription; protein phosphorylation
Molecular function (GO): protein serine/threonine kinase activity; magnesium ion binding; ATP binding
Source: RefSeq, a predicted model, not a curated record
UUUGACAGGACAUGCAGAAAAGGUGGGCAUUGAAAAUUUUGAACUCCUGAAGGUCCUAGGAACUGGAGCGUAUGGCAAAGUAUUUCUAGUCCGCAAAGUCAGCGGUCACGACACUGGAAAGCUGUACGCCAUGAAGGUCUUGAAGAAGGCGACAAUCGUUCAGAAGGCCAAAACCACAGAGCACACGAGGACCGAGCGGCAGGUCCUGGAGCACAUCAGGCAGUCGCCAUUUCUGGUGACGCUACACUACGCCUUCCAGACUGAAACCAAACUUCACCUCAUCUUAGAUUAUAUAAAUGGUGGAGAACUUUUUACUCAUCUUUCUCAAAGAGAGCGUUUCACAGAGCAUGAGGUGCAGAUCUAUGUUGGAGAGAUCGUGCUUGCCCUCGAACACCUCCACAAGUUGGGGAUUAUAUACCGUGACAUUAAGCUUGAGAAUAUCCUACUUGAUUCUAAUGGCCAUGUGGUGCUGACAGAUUUUGGUCUGAGUAAGGAGUUUGUGGCUGAUGAAGCUGAAAGAGCAUAUUCCUUCUGUGGGACUAUUGAAUACAUGGCACCAGAUAUUGUCAAAGGAGGCGAUUCCGGGCAUGACAAGGCAGUUGACUGGUGGAGCUUGGGUGUGCUAAUGUAUGAGCUGCUAACUGGAGCCUCUCCUUUCACUGUGGAUGGAGAGAAGAAUUCCCAGGCUGAGAUAUCGAGGAGAAUAUUAAAAAGUGAGCCUCCAUACCCCCAAGAGAUGAGUGCUUUAGCUAAAGACUUAAUUCAACGACUUUUGAUGAAAGAUCCCAAGGAAAGAUUGGGAUGUGGACCACGCGAUGCAGAUGAAAUCAAAGAACAUCUGUUUUUUCAGAACAUACAUUGGGAUGAUUUAGCCGCCAAAAAAGUGCCUGCGCCUUUUAAGCCGGUCAUCCGAGAUGAGUUAGACGUGAGUAACUUCGCAGAAGAGUUCACGGAGAUGGACCCCACCUACUCCCCGGCGGCGCUGCCUCAGAGCUCGGAGCGGCUGUUCCAGGGCUAUUCCUUUGUCGCUCCGUCUAUUCUGUUCAAACGCAAUGCGGCCGUCACAGACCCCUUUCAGUUCCAUGUGGGGGCAGAGCGUCCCGGAGUGACGACCGUCGCCAGGAGCGCGAUGCUGAAGGACUCUCCAUUCUACCAACACUACGACCUAGAUCUGAAGGACAAGCCCUUGGGAGAAGGAAGCUUCUCAAUUUGUCGCAAGUGUAUUCACAAAAAGAGUAACCAAGAGUUUGCAGUCAAGAUAAUCAGCAAGAGGAUGGAAGCUAAUACUCAGAAAGAAAUAACAGCUCUGAAGCUCUGUGAAGGACACCCCAAUGUCGUGAAAUUGCAUGAAGUUUUUCAUGAUCAGCUUCACACGUUCCUGGUGAUGGAACUCCUCAAGGGGGGAGAGCUGUUCGAGCGCAUUAAGAAGAAGCAGCACUUCAGCGAGACGGAGGCCAGCCACAUCAUGCGCAGGCUCGUGUCGGCCGUGAGCCACAUGCACGACGUGGGCGUGGUGCACCGGGACCUGAAGCCCGAGAACUUACUGUUCACUGAUGAGAAUGACAAUUUGGAAAUUAAAGUCAUCGAUUUCGGGUUCGCGCGGCUAAAGCCCCCCGAUAACCAGCCCCUGAAGACGCCAUGCUUCACUCUGCAUUACGCCGCGCCGGAGCUGCUCAACCACAGCGGCUACGACGAGUCCUGCGACCUCUGGAGCCUGGGCGUCAUCUUGUAUACGAUGUUGUCGGGGCAAGUUCCGUUCCAGUCUCAGGAUAAAAGUCUGACGUGUACCAGUGCGGUGGAGAUCAUGAAGAAAAUCAAAAAGGGCGAUUUCUCCUUUGAAGGAGAAGCCUGGAAAAAUGUAUCUCAGGAGGCUAAAGAUUUGAUCCAAGGACUCCUCACAGUCGAUCCAAAUAAAAGACUUAAAAUGUCUGGCUUGAGAUACAAUGAAUGGCUUCAAGAUGGCAGUCAGCUGUCCUCAAAUCCUCUGAUGACCCCCGACAUCCUGGGAUCUUCAGGAGCUGCCGUGCAUACCUGUGUGAAAGCAACCUUCCACGCCUUUAACAAAUACAAGAGAGAAGGGUUUUGCCUUCAGAAUGUCGACAAGGCCCCUCUGGCUAAGAGGAGGAAAAUGAAGAAGACCAGCACCAGCACUGAGACCCGCAGCAGCUCCAGCGAGAGUUCUCAUUCUUCCUCCUCCCAUUCUCAUGGCAAAACCACACCCACAAAGGCCCUGCAGCCCAGCAACCCUGCAGACAGCAAUAACCCAGAGUCUCUCUUCCAGUUUGCGGACUGAGCAGUGGAGUCCAGCCGGCAGAGACGUCGCUGACCGCGCGUGCCCUCAGCACUCGCCCAGGGCCAGGCUUCUGCGCUACAGACCUGUCCCGUGGUCUCGUUGGAAUCUGAAUCUUAGGGAAUUUUUUCAGGAAAACCCCAUUGGUUGUCCUUGUCCAGAAGCACUGGCCCGAGAGCGUUACUGUGAAAAGAGCACAGCGCCUGUGGCGCGGCCAGCGUGAGGCCCACGGGCCGCCCUCACCAGAGCAGAGGGUCUGUGAGUGUCAUUCCAGCUGGGCAGAUUUGAGCUGCUUGCGAAAGAAGCCACAGGUUUUUCAGCCAUCUGCCAGCCAGAGGCGGCCUGUGCUGUGAGGAGACCUCUUGCUUCCUUGUGGACAGUGUGGGCUUUGAAGAGAUUUGCACUUGGUGAUAGGAAAUUUAUCAGAGUAAAAGGUCUUGACUGUUUUCAAAAGAUUCUGUAAUAAAUUUUAUGUGUGGCAUAUACCUAUUUCUUGAGAGAGGAUUUUAACUUAUUGUUUCUAUUUUCUGGUUACAUGGUGGUAACCUGCUAUUAUUAAUGUUUUUCUAAAGAGAAAAAAAAAGAAAAUAUAUGUAAGAACGUAAGAUCCCACACACUAUAUUCGGGAUACCUCUGAGAUGCAUGCUAAGCUACGUACGUUUUUAACUUUUGCACCGCUCUUUCCCAGUAAUUGUUUUAAUAGUUCUUGCAAAAUACUGAGGUACAUGUCUCUGUUUGGAGUAACAUUGCACUUUAUAAAAGAAUAUGAAUAAAGCAAAAUGUUUUAUAAGGUGCGCUGUUUAAAGCAUACGUACUGUAUUUUUCCCACUUUUCCCAUGAUCCACAUGUCCUCACAUCCCCCUGUGCUUUGAGACAGCGAGUGGAACGGGCCGCAUUCUAGAACUUACCAUCAGCCACUUAGGCGCCAUGUGAGCAAAACCCAAAGGGAAAUUGGACUAACACUGUGCUUCAUCUCUGUACACUGUGUUGUGCUACAGGGAGGCACUUCCUCCUGUAGCCAGAUAUUAUGUACAUAAUAUUUUAGAGUCAGAGCUAUGACUUGCUUUGAAAUUUUUCUGUUAACUUUUAAAUCCAGAAGGCAUAUUUUAUAAACUUACGCAGAGCACUUUUAUUGCUUAAAAGUUCUGAGUUCGAACAGAAAAAACAAGUGAUACACGAUGAAGACAUUUCACUGAAAGAUUGCUGCAUUUUAAAAUAUAAUCGAUUCAUUCCCUAUGCAAAAAAAAAAAAAAAAGUGAUAGGAUUUGUCUGUUAUGCUUUCUUUUAAAGCCAUCACAUGAAAUGUCAGGACUGAGAGAAGUGAUCUUUGCUAUGUUUACAGAAAUUGUGCUUCUAAAAGAUAAUGCCCAACCUGUUUAUUUUGUAGUUCUAGUUACUGAUGACCUCUUGAGCAUUAGUUUGGAAUUGGGACAUGAUAUUUAUUUAUUCUUUCCUUGAGAUCAUAGCAGCAUUAAUUUCAGCCAAUUAAUACUAAAAAUGUUGCACUCUGUAAUAGUAGCAUAUUUAUUACUGAUUCAAUGUAUAUAUAAUAGCACAGGCAACAAAAAUGGCAAAUAUUAAAAUAUUUUUAAAGUAUUGUAUUAUCCUGUUCACAUUUUUGUCCACAAUGGUGAUGGGGAAUAACUUUUUAUACUUUUCAGUGGCCCAGGGGGCUUUGUAGUUCUCACCGAACUACAGGUUUUAUGUCCUAACUUUCAGUAUUUCUGGUAAUAAUGAUGAAAGAAAGAUCUUAGAUGAAUCAUUGACAAACUGUCACUGAUUCAUUCACAAGAUGUGAUUCCACCUGGCACAGUUACAACAGUCAAGGAGAUGCCCGUUUAAAUCUGCGGCUAUGUUGAAUGUAUUUGGAAAAUACAUAGGUGUUAUUUCACCAGGUCACUUCUGAAACUCUGUGUCCUGGUAGAAAAUGCCAUCAUGAGUACAAACUAAAGGACUUGGUGGCCAGUGGAGGAACGGUCAGCGUGCCCUCGGCCCACUGGCCCCAUGGACUAAUGAUGAAUAUUGGAAACUGAUGCAUUGCCUUUAUUUUCCCUGCCUCCUCUUCCAGGGAAGCAGAAAAUGAAAUAAGAGGAAGGAAAGAGAAGGCCAAUCUGGCAACGAGGGAGCCUCCCUAAGUGAUCUUAAAUGGGCUUUUGAGCUCAGAAAGCACUCAGAGUGAUGCCUUUUGUCAAAUACCUUCACCCACACCCUACUUAUAAAUACCAGAAAGACUGUUUAAAGCUAAGUUCGCAGCACUUGAGUUGUAAUCAGGCCAUGGAUGGACAUUGUAUUGUACUUGCAGAGACAAACUUUCAUUUAAUCACAUCAAAAAUAAACUAAAGCGCCCUCCCUGGUGGAGCAACAG